AUGGUUCGUGUUGCUACAGAAUAUAUCAGCGUCGGCGGCAACCGCCAUGCUGGUGCUGCCGACUGGGACGUUCGCUCAGGUGUGUUUGCGUAUGGUGCGGAUAACAAUGUAGCUCUGUGGGAGCCCAAGUCCCACCGCGGAGUCCAUGCAUUGCUCGUCGGCCAUCGCGACAAAGUCAGCGUCGUACGCUUCGUCGCUUAUCCCCAAUUCAAAAGCAGCUUGCUGAUUACCGGGUCUGUGGACCACUCAAUCCGAGUCUGGAAACCGGUUGAACAAUCGUCAUCGUAUACAUGCGUCUGUGAGCUUACCGGGCAUACGGGAUCUGUCAACACUAUCGGCGUGGAUAACGGCUCGAAUGUAUUUGCGUCUGGAGCUGCUGAUGGUACAGUCAGGGUUUGGAGAUUGGAUUUCCAGGACGGUCAAGUGUCUGGACGACUAGUACAGACCAUGCCUAUGAUACCCAGGUUCUUCCCGCUGACCCUGGCUAUUCAAGUGCUGGACGCCUCGGACCCGAAGAAGCCAAUGGUCAUGGCUGUUGGAGGCACAACCAAUAACGUAUAUGUUUUCUCCGCGCAAGAUACCACCGCUCAAGAAAUAGAUUUCAUCCGGAGCGCCAAAUUGUCCGGCCAUGAAGCUUGGGUACGGUCUCUCGCUUUCCGCAAGUUUGACAAUGAAUACAUUCUAGCAUCAGCCAGUCAGGAUAAGUACAUUCGUCUAUGGAAAGUUCAUCGUGGUGAAAUAGCAUCUACACUCCCCAAGGAUGAGGAUGACAUGGCACUUGGAGGAGAUGAGCCGACACUUUCUAAUAAAGCGCACACAUUCAGCGCUUCUGGUGUGACUUAUUCCAUAACCUUUGAAGCUCUGUUACUAGGUCAUGAGGAUUGGAUAUAUACCGUGAACUGGAGUCCCACAACCGAAAAAGCACAGCUUCUAUCUGCAUCUGCAGAUAAUUCAUUGACGAUAUGGGAGCAAGAUCCAACUACCGGCGUGUGGGUUACAAUGGAAAGAAUGGGAGAAUUCAGUGUAACAAAGGGCUCGACUACGGCAACAGGUAGCACGGGCGGUUUCUGGAUUGGACUCUGGUCUCCUGAUGGCAAAGAAGUUGUGUGUCUGACUCGGACGGGUAGUUGGAGGGCAUGGACACAUGAUGAAGAGACGGAUAUUUGGCAGCAACGACUUGGGAUCAGUGGUCAUGUUCGUUCCGUAAACGACAUUCAAUGGGAGGCGAAGGGUGCAUAUCUUUUAUCUACAAGCUCUGAUCAGACUAGUAGACUUCAUGCUGAAUGGUUACGGUUUGGAGAAUCAUCAUGGCAUGAAUUCUCGCGGCCGCAAAUUCAUGGGUACGAUCUCAACUGCAUAGAUACGCUGGGACCUGCAAGAUUCAUCUCUGGUGCGGAUGAAAAACUUCUACGCGUUUUCAACGAGCCUAAACAAAUCGCCCAGCUAUUGGAAAGACUUUGUGGUAUAUCGCAGGAUGAAGAGGAAUUGCCAGAAGCAGCCAACAUCCCCGUUCUUGGUCUCUCAAACAAGGCUGUCGGGGAAGACAUCACAUUAACAGACGACCAACUCGGCGGGCAAGGAGCUGAUCAAAGGGAACAGCAAGCAGCACCGGUGUCUUUACCUAUGCAUCAACCUCCCCUGGAAGACCAUCUCGCUCGACAUACAUUAUGGCCAGAGCACGAGAAACUAUAUGGUCAUGGAUACGAAAUCUCAGCAGUAUCGGUUAGCCAUGACCGUUCUCUGAUCGCUACAGCAUGCAAAGCAAGUUCUAUCGACCAUGCAGUCAUUCGUCUAUAUGACACGAAGAACUGGCGUGAAAUUAAACCUUCUCUGACCGCACAUUCACUAACUAUAACAUCACUUUGCUUUUCGCCUUCUGAUCAAUACUUGCUGAGCGUGGGACGUGACCGUCAAUGGGCGAUUUUCAAACGAGAUGAACAGGAUCCUUCGACCUAUUCUCUGCUCAAAUCGAAUCCCAAGGCUCAUUCGCGAAUGAUCCUUGGAGCAGCAUGGGCGCCGUCAUCGGGACAACAAUCAAUAUUCGCAACGGCAGGUCGAGACAAGUGCGUAAAAAUUUGGCGAGAGACAGCUUCCUCAGAUGUAUUUGAAUGCAUAUCGACCAUCACACUCAAGACUGCCGUCACUGCGGUGUCGUUCCACUCGGAGAUUCUCUCUGAUGGCUUUCUACUGGCUAUUGGUGAGGAAACUGGACAAAUAUCAGUGCAAAAAGUAGCGACCGACAGUCUUGAGGCUAAGGAGUUGGUCACUUUUGAUACAACAUCUUCUCCGUCCAAGUCAAUCACGCAAAUCACCUGGCGGCCUAAACGAUCGUUAACAUUCAAGAAUAAUGGAGAUGAAGAGGGCGUACUGCUUGCAGUCGCAAGCGAGGACUCUUCUGUGCGUAUAUAUAGAGUCGCUCAUGUAUAG
Molecule: messenger RNA, 2427 nt
Organism: Talaromyces stipitatus ATCC 10500
Lineage: Eukaryota; Fungi; Ascomycota; Eurotiomycetes; Eurotiales; Trichocomaceae
Product: RNA polymerase II Elongator subunit, putative
Exons: 2
Coding region: 1-2427 (808 amino acids)
Biological process (GO): tRNA wobble uridine modification; regulation of DNA-templated transcription
Cellular component (GO): elongator holoenzyme complex
Molecular function (GO): protein binding; sequence-specific DNA binding; DNA-binding transcription factor activity
Source: RefSeq, a predicted model, not a curated record